ACCCGCACAUUUACAUACACACAGACACACACGCGCUCACUCAGCCACUAUUACUCUGAUGUAGUAGCGAAAAACAAAACGUCAAAAUGAGUGCGAACCGCGAUGAUGACAAAGCCCUGCGACUUCUAGGCGAGUUGAGUUCGGUGUUGGAAAAAAGCGCGUCUCAAAAAUAGUCGAAUUGCUCGGUGGCACCGCAUGACACGGCGAUAUCGAAAAGCACCAGGCAAAAUUGUGGUCACCUAAAGUUUUGAAAUAUUUAAAAUUUCUUUUGAAAGAAAAGAACAGAAAAAAAUAAUCGAUAUUCGAAACAUUCCGUAUGUGGUGUGGGGUCUAUGUAGCAACGUUGUUUUCAAAGUGAACAGCAAUUCUACCUACCCUUGUUGUUUGUGCUGGUCAGCGGGGUGAUUAAAACAAAACCGCAAAAUAAAACAAAAAUAAACAUGUUACCAUUAACAUAAAAGAAGAAUUGAAGAAUGAAGAAGACGAAAGAAAAAGAAAUUAAAUUAUUUUAUUUGCACCCGGCAAUCGCUUCGUCGAUUUACUAUAAAUAAUAAAGAAGAAAAAUAAAAACAAAAACAUAAUAUAUUCGCAUUGAAACAUUGUCAUUAUCAGGUGCUGCCCGCCCGUAUUUAUUUCUAUUGCGAACCUCUGCCUUCUUCUUCGGUCUUUAUCGGAAUUUUGGGUUCCUCUUCUCAAGCAAUGACAAUUAAUUACCGAAACAAAUCCAUCCAUCUACCUCGCAAUCUGUCCAUCUGUCGUUUGCUCAUUGGCAUUCGUUCAUCAAUUGCUGCCGACGAGUCAGUGAAGAAUUCAAGGCACCUUUACAAAAUAUCUUAAAAGACAAUAAAAACUAUAAAAAAAACCAAAAUAAUAACAAAUAUCAAACAUUCCGUCGGUGUCGGACACUUCAACGCAAUUAAUAUUAUCGACACAUUAAUUAAUUGCAAAAUGUUAAGAAAUUUAUAAAAACAAAAAAAAAAAAACAAUAUUUUUCUCAAUUAAAAAAAAAGACAAAGCCAAAGAAAAUAAACCAAAUUACAGGAACAACAACAACAGUAAGAAACACUACCGCAGCAGAUCCCAAAUACAAAUAGUUUUGCAAUUAUUAACGUAACAUAAUUUCGGACAUCAUCAACAAUAACCACAACAACAACAGCAACAACUAGAACAAGAUCGUUGUCAUCGUCGUCAGCAGCGUGUAACCUUAGCAAACUAAAUAGCAAGCAAGCGGUCCAAGUGUCCCACUGACGACUGACUCAUAACCCAUCAGCCAAGAAUGUACAAAAGCUAGAGGAGAGGAGGCUAUCUAAAGGAGACGACGACGAGAAACUAAUAUAUCAAAAGCCAGACCGCCUCAGAACCAACAAAAAUCUUUUUGCCAUCGUCUUUGAAAUUAAUUUAAUAAUUCAGUGCGCCUUAGUGUGCAUCGGAGUGUUUGCCCGCCGUCUGCAAUAUUUUCGUUUGGCGACACGAAAAAAAACACAAUUUCGAAAUAUUUUCAAAAAAUAAAUCUGUGCCACAAACACUUGGUCAUAGUUUGUUAUAGAAUUCUCACCUAGAAUUUGCAGAUACCCAAGCGUUUUUUUGUUACCAUAUUUUUCUCGGCAGAGUAGUGAGGGGUGGGUUGGCAGACGACUUCGCCACCCUUAAGGCACCAACAUCAUGUUGCCCGUGCAUUUACAGCAGCAGCAACAUUUACAGAAACCACAAACCACACCUCAGCCCCUGGCACCACCACCCCGUGAUCAUCGCCGAACGCGACGUGAGAAGGCUCAUCAACAGCGUACGUCGGCCUCACGUCAGACAACGCCCGAAAAUGACUUAUUAAAAACAUCCACAAUAUCGCUAAUAUCGCCAACAACAGCCACAGCGUCUGGUGCUGGUGGUGUCGCCUCGGCACCAAGCUCACCAUACCACAGCCUCCUAGUGGCGGCCGGUACAGCUGUACCCACAACGGCUGUUGGUGGCGGUGCUGUUGCCAACGUUUCGGAUGGUGGUGGCCACACAAUGCAUUCGAAUUUAAGAUAUUCCCAACAUUUGAAUCUCAGUCAGAAUAGUCUUUUGCUAAAUCAAAGUACGCUCGGCGAUUGUCAGUUUAUGGGACGACGACGCAGUCCCACCUCGCAAGACAAGCAACAAAGACGGCGGAAGUCACCACAAAAACAUGCCACCGUCAACGCGCAACGUCUUAAAAAAAGUCACAGUGAAAGCGAUGAUACCGACAUUGAGGAUGCCGAUGAAGACGACGACGAUGGCCCAAUGUUCAGUGACGAUGCCACGGUGCCUUUAACGGCUGGUUCCUCCACGACCACACUAACAGCCACCAUAAUACCAGCCUCAAUUGUGGCCGCAUCCACAGCCAUCAGCAGCAGCAGCUCAUCAAAUCGCCAGUCGACAACAACAUCUGCACGGUUAACAGGACCCACGCGCACCACAAACGGCGGCCUGCUACACAACUUACCAACGGCGACUGGGUCAACGCAGCACUACAAUCGGUCCAUAUCCACGCCCCCUACGACACAGCCUUUGGCCACAACAGCAUUUGUUGAGAAUCACCAUCAUCAUUUUCUAACGGAACGUUCCCCACCACCCGGUGGCCCCGGCUCCACCGCAUCGUCGUCACAUCUGCCACACGACUACAAACUCUGUGACUCGUGUCGUCCGCUACGCUUCCAAACACGUUCGGGUGCCUCGAGUUCGGGUCUAAUCACACCCAAAUCGAAUUUCGGUGAUAGUUCGCGUUAUCUCAGUGCAAAGCGGUUUCUGUCGGCACCGCCCACCUCGGCGCUAGCUGCCGUCGCACCCGCCGCUGUUGCCCUGUCAUCGGUAGGCUUUCCCGCUUCACUGCUAAAUACAACGCUUCAGCCGCAAACGCAAUCCCAAUCAGCCAAUUCACAGCCCUUUAAUACCUUACGUUCAUUUACACCAUUUUCUCGUUUCCAGCCGAGACGUCAGACCAGCAGCAGUAUGUCGCAGUCCGGCGAAGAUCUGCACUCUCCCAGCUAUUUGUCGUGGCGCAAGUUGCAGCUGAGUCGUGCCAAACUGAAGGCGUCCAGUAAGACAUCGGCCCUGUUGUCGGGUUUUGCAAUGGUUGCCAUGGUAGAAGUCCAACUGAACAAUGAUACCCAAGUACCCGCCGGCAUGUUGGUUGCCUUUGCCAUUUGCACGACACUGCUCGUCGCCGUGCACAUGUUGGCCCUGAUGAUUAGUACCUGUAUACUGCCCAAUAUCGAGACUGUAUGCAAUUUACAUAGUAUCUCCCUGGUACAUGAAUCACCGCAUGAACGUCUCCAUUGGUACAUAGAAACAGCAUGGGCUUUUUCCACACUCCUGGGUCUGAUACUCUUCCUACUCGAAAUUGCCAUAUUGUGUUGGGUGAAAUUCUACGAUCUUAGUCAGCCGGCGGCAUGGUCGGCGUGUAUUGUACUUAUACCGGUACUGGUUAUCUUCCUGGCUUUUGCCAUACAUUUCUAUCGGUCACUGGUGACCCAUAAAUACGAGGUAACCGUAUCGGGUAUACGUGAGUUGGAAAUUCUAAAAGAACAAAUGGAACAGGAUCAUCAGAUGGAUCAUCAUCAUGCACCUGGUCACCAUCGUAAUAAUGGCUUGAAUUAUGGUGCCCCAGGUGAUAUUGUAUGAGAAUUUUUUUUUGUGUUUUAUUAUUAUUUUGUUAGUUGUAGAAUAUUUUCAAAAACAAAAAAGAAUGUGUAAAACACAUUGAAGAAAUAGUUUAUUUUGUUAUACUUUUAAGAGGCACACAUGUUUUCAUUACCGGCUGACGAUUUGAAUUACUAAUUUUUAUGCUACAUAUUUUAAGAGAUUUAGUCUUAAUUUUAUAUUUUUAUUUUCUGAACUAAUUUCCGCGCAGCAUAUUUUUUUUUUUUUUUUUUGUCACAGGUAUGUUUUUUAAAUAUUUGUAUUAAGACUAUAUUUGUAAUUUAUUUAUGAUAAGUUUGAAAAGUUUUUUUUUUUUCAUUGUAUACCGGGGUGUAAUCGAAGUGAAUGGAUAAAAUUGAGAGAAAAGUUUUUUGUAAAAUUUGUCACAAAAAAAGAAACCAGAUGUUCUUUAAUAAUUCUCUUAUGGAUUUUAUUAAAAGCUUUAUAUCUUCCAAUGAAGAUCCACCAAAACUACUAUUAUUAUAAGGAACUUUUCCAAGAGGAAAUUAAAAGAAAAAUAUUGUUUUGCUUGAAAAUAGUUGGCAUGUAUUAAUUUCUGUUAAAAACGCCUAAAAGUAUGCUCAUCAUUUUAAACAUCUUAAAAGAUAGUUCUUCUUCAAAUAUCAACAUGAAAAUUACGUUUUUUUUAAAUUUUCUUGCAUAUCUUCAUUCAGAAAGUACCGAAGUCCACCGUGGAUAUCUAAGUACCCUCUAUGUUAAAAAUAUUUAAAAUUAUUUAGAGAACUGAGCAGUAAAAGCCUUCUACUAAAAAAUUAAUACCUAUAGUGUUUUGGAAGUAAUUGACCUUCUUUUGCCAUUCAAUUGAUACCAUUGAUUCAAUUGAUACAAUUGAUCUAUCUACAGGUCUUGAGCGGAUAUAGGCACCUUUAUGUAUUUUCUGUAGUAAGAUCUAUUUACCCUUUAUAUAGAUCAAAACAAGGCAUUAUUUGGAAGAUAUGAAAUUAAAAAUCAAAUCGAAAAAAAAAUAUCCCAUUCGAGGCGAUCUUUCAUGUUUUCAAAGAGCAAAAAUUCAGGCACAGGAGCGCAAUUCUUUGGCUAGUUACAGACAGAAUUACCGAAAUUUUUCGGUAGCUUUACGAAAACGAAAUUAGUGGGUUAGAGAGUUAUAUAGUCGAUAAGAUUUACCAAAGGCGACGGUUUAUAUAAUUACACCCUAAGGUAAGGGUAUAAUGUAUUUGUGCAUUUGUUUGUAACAUGUAGAAGGAAGCGAUAUAGACCCAUAGUUACUUUUGAGGAUCUUCACAGAAACACUUUCUGAGUAGAUUUAUGCAUGUCAGUCCGUCCGUCUAUCCAUGUAUUCUUGUGAACAAAAUGGUGUCGCAUCCAAUUGAGAUGUAAUUUUCAAAACAAUUUUUGUUUGGCCCAAGGACGAGCCCUAUUGAUGAGAAUGAGAGUCGGUUCAAAUUUAGAUAUAGCUCCCAUAUAUACCAUCAACCUUCGGGUUAAUUAUGCACUUCAUGGCCAAUAUCAGUCCAAAUGACCCGAAAUUUGGCACUUCCGAUGGAAUUCAGCAUAGAAGGAAGUACAUCAAAUUUGCUGAAAAUCGGUUCAGAUAUAAUCAUACCUCCCAUACAUAUGUUUCAUCUGAUUUGGUGUUCAAGUCCCUCAUAUCCGUAAUAGGCACCCCACAAGAAUGAUAUUUUGCACCAGAUAUCAGAUGGAGCCUAAAAAUACCUCUGCCAAAUUGUAUCGAGAUUGGUUCAGAUUUAGAUAUAGCUCCCACAUAUAUAUCUUUAACCGAUUUCGGGCUAAUUGUGCAUAAAAUGACCAAUAUCAGUCCAUAUGACCUGAAAUGUGGCACUUCCGACGGAAUUCAGCAUAGAAGCAACUACGUCGAAUUUGCCGAAAAUCGGUUCAGAUAUAGCUUUAGCUCCCAUAUAUAUGUUUCAUCCGGUUUUGGGGUUUAAGUUCCUCACAUUUCUAAUAUGCACUUCACAAGAAUGAUAUUUGGUACCAUAUAUAUUAUAGAGCUCGGAAAUACCUUUGCCAAAUUUUAUCGAGAUCGGUUAAGAUCAUUAAUCCGAUUUCAGGUUUAGUGUGCAAAUAAUGGCUAAUAUCAACCCAAAUGGAGUGAAUUUCGGGACGUACGACGUUUCCAUUUGGUCCAACUCCUCUCCGAUAUAUAUAUUUUUUCACUUCGAGACGGAUAAUUAAUCAUGCAAUGUUUUUUGGUAUAAAAAAUAAAAAUAUCUCCGUCAAAUUAAGUGAAAAUCGAUUCAGAAUUGGAUAUGCCUAACAUUUAUUAGUUCCCGCUGUUGAGAGGUGUUCUUCAUCUUCUUCAUCUUCCUGUAAAAUUAGCGUAUAUGGAAGUCUACUUUCCUUUUGACGAAGUCGUAUUGCAACUUACCUCCCAUUGAUCUAAAAACCGCUCCAUAUCGGCAUCUGUAAAAUCACGUAUAUCCUUCUUAGCCCAGUCAGGUUUCAGGCCAUAGCCAAUGGCAAAAGUGCCAAAUGUUGAGAGGUGUUAUGAUCUACUCCAAAUAAAUUUUUUUGUUGCGGGAGCUCUGCUAAAAAGGCAUAGUGGUAUCAUAAAGUCGGGCCCGCCCGACAUUUGACUUUUCCUUACUGGUUUUUUAUUUAAACUUUUAAUUUCAAUUUUUUCGUUUUAAAAAUAUAGAUCUUUUUCCUCAUCUUUUUUUAACAACCAAAAAAUAGCUUUUUAACCUUUCUUUAAAUUUUUGAUUUUCGUUGCAAACAUAAGCUUUAAUAAUACAAAGAAUAUUUGUGAUGUUAUUACAAUGGCUAGCUUCCAAAACUUAUUGAAACUUUGUAGGUGUUUAGAUAUUGUUGCAAUAGUUUUCAAAAAUGCAUCGUUUUUAAAGUCGACCUUGUUUGUUCUUUGCAUGCGUUAAAAAUAUCCAUCGGUUCCAAAGCAAGUUGUUAAAAAAAUCCCAAAUUAUGUCUAAUAGUUGCAACGACAGAGCCGACUAGCAAAAUUUACAGAUCAAAGCUUCCGUCGUUUCUUCUUGGCAUGGAUGAUGAUUAUAUCCAUUCAUUUUAAAUCACACCCUGUAUAUAAUUUUCCUAUAAAUAUUGUAUGAAAUUAAACUGAGCAGAUAUAUAUUUUUUUUCAAUUUUUUUUAUAUUUAUAAAAAGAAAAAAACACAUAAACCUAAAAAGACAUAUUAAAGUUAGAAACGAACUAUAAUCGAAGAUAUAAAAUGAUAUAUAUGUAUAGCCAAUUGAAAUUAUUACUAAUGUGAGCGAUACAAAAAACAAAAGAUAAUUUUAAAUUAUGUACAGUUGUGAUAUUGUCAAAUGUAUUUUAUAUAUAUAUAAUCAUAAUUAUUACUUCUAUAUACAUAUUUUACUUAAGUAAUAAUAUGCGAAAAAAAAUUAAUUAAAAAUAAUAAUUUUAACAAAAAUAAAUAAAACUGUAAG
Molecule: messenger RNA, 7059 nt
Organism: Musca domestica (house fly)
Lineage: Eukaryota; Metazoa; Arthropoda; Insecta; Diptera; Muscidae
Gene: Orai
Product: calcium release-activated calcium channel protein 1
Exons: 3
Coding region: 1663-3639 (658 amino acids)
Biological process (GO): store-operated calcium entry
Cellular component (GO): membrane
Molecular function (GO): store-operated calcium channel activity
Source: RefSeq, a predicted model, not a curated record